AGCUCGUAUAUAGUCGACGCGAGUGAUAAGCACUAUCAUACACAAUACAACUAUCGUAGCUAUCGAAGCAACUCGUGCACUGAUAAGCUGUAAACAAUAACAAUACUGAUCGACCAAAAUGCCUCGCUGCGAAAAGAAAACCGCAUCCUCCAUGAAGUGCGACAAAUCCGGAUGCUUUUGCAUCCCAACUGAUGGCAAGCCUUGCAUCUGCGUUUGCGAGGAUGCAUCCGGCAAGAUCAUCCGUUGCGACGACUGCAAAUGCGUCGAAGAGGACUGCAACUGCAAGUGCGUGGAUUCCGAAUGCGUUUGCAUCCCUUCUAAAGGAAAAUCCUGCAUUUGCGUAUGCAAAGACGAAAACGGAAAAAUUGUAUCAUGCGAUGACUGCUCGUGUACUACUGAAUGUGAAGUGAAAUGUGCCAAAAAAUGCGACAAGAAAGGAUGCGUCUGCAUUCCAACCGACGGCAAAGAUUGCAUCUGUGUCUGCGAGGAUGAAGCUGGCAAGAUCAUCCGUUGCGACGACUGCAAAUGCAUCGGAGAUUGCAAGUGCAAGUGUGACGAUAGCAAAUGCAUCUGCAUCCCAACUGGUGGAAAGUGUUGCAUCUGCAUUUGCAAGGAUGCAAAAGGUGGCUUCAAGCGAUGCAAUGACUGUUGCUGCUCUGUUAAAGUAACUAAAGAUGGUUGUGCCAAGAAAUGCGACAAGAAAGGAUGCGUUUGCAUCCCAACCGACGGCAAGAAUUGCAUCUGUGUCUGUGAGGAUGAAGCUGGCAAGAUUAUAAGUUGCGACGACUGCAAAUGCAUCGGCGACUGCAAGUGUAAGUGUGACGAUAGCAAAUGCAUCUGCAUCCCAACUGGCGGAAAGUGUUGCAUCUGUGUUUGCAAGGAUGCAAAAGGCGGCUUCAAGCGAUGCGAUGACUGUUGCUGCUCUGUCGAAGAAUCCAAGACUGGUUGCAGCAACAAAUGCGACAAACAAGGAUGCGUCUGCAUCCCAACCGACGGCAAGGAUUGCAUCUGUGUCUGCGAGGAUGCAUCCGGCAAGAUCAUCCGUUGUGACGACUGCAAAUGUAUCGGAGACUGCAAGUGCAAGUGUGACGAUAGCAAAUGCAUCUGCAUCCCAACUGGCGGAAAGUGUUGCAUCUGCGUUUGCAAGGAUGCAAAAGGUGGCUUCAAGCGAUGCGAUGACUGUUGCUGCUCUACUGUAGAAACUAAAGAGGGCUGUGGAAAAAAAUGCGAUAAGAAAGGAUGCGUCUGCAUCCCAACCGACGGCAAGAAUUGCAUCUGUGUCUGUGAGGAUGAAGCUGGCAAGAUUAUCCGUUGUGACGACUGCAAAUGCAUUGGAGGAGGAUGCGUUUGCAAAUGUUUAGAUUCAAAGUGCGUCUGCCUACCUACAAAGGGCAAAGCUUGUAUUUGUGUCUGCAAGGAUGAUAAAGGUGCGUUCAUAACAUGCGAUGAUUGCACUUGCUCUACAGAAGGGGCUUCAGCCAAAUCUGGAUGCAGCGGUUCAAAAUGUUGUUAAAAAUGUACAAACGCUCGUAUUCACAAUUAUGAGGUCUCACAGUGCGCGUGGACGCACAGGGUGACACGGACCAAUCACAGAGCUGUAUUCAACGCUGUGCGUUCAAUUUGUUGCUUUACUUAAGCAAGCAUCGUUUGUGAAUACGGGUGGAAUACGGAAUAUUGUAUAAAUUGUAUGAUUAUGCUUAUUCAACUAUUUUAUUGGAAAUGCAUAUUGUGAUUUAACCCUGCCUACUAUUGUUUUAUAUUAU
Messenger RNA from Ostrinia furnacalis (Asian corn borer), 1763 nucleotides. Its product is annotated as protein draper. The transcript has 2 exons. Bases 119 to 1513 code for a protein of 464 amino acids. Lineage: Eukaryota; Metazoa; Arthropoda; Insecta; Lepidoptera; Crambidae. The record is from RefSeq and is a predicted model, not a curated record.